This is a messenger RNA of Syngnathus acus (greater pipefish), 6567 nucleotides long. It is a transcript of the gene plekhg2, whose product is annotated as pleckstrin homology domain containing, family G (with RhoGef domain) member 2. Gene Ontology annotation, molecular function: guanyl-nucleotide exchange factor activity. Lineage: Eukaryota; Metazoa; Chordata; Actinopteri; Syngnathiformes; Syngnathidae. Bases 244 to 5979 code for a protein of 1911 amino acids. The record is from RefSeq and is a predicted model, not a curated record. The transcript is spliced from 22 exons.
CCUCCUCGCCCCCGGCUCGCUCAGUCAGAGCGGAUCUGAGCCGCCGUGCAGGGCGCCCGCGCGGACUUCCCGGGGCAGCCAGCGACUUGGGGCGAUAUGACGUCGCGCGCCGUGGAGGCUUUUGGUUGUUUUUUGAGCGUUGACGCCUGUGAGGGCCAUUAAAUCGUGUGCGGAGGUGGGAAGGUUGCGGAGGCCGGGAAGCGUCGUCCGGAAGGCAGGUUGCUUCCCGUUCAUCAUCACAUCAUGCCUGAGGGUUGGCGUCGCGGGAGCUCCAGAUCAUCCGGCGGCACAGGUGCCAAGCGGCCGUCGUCGGCGUCGUCGCUGAGCGGCAUGAUGGGCAGGAUGAUGUCGUCGGGCGAGCGGGGCGCCUCCUCCUCCUCCUGCACGUCGGUCAACAGCGUCUGCUCCGACUGCGAGCGGCCGGCCUCGCUCUCGCUGUCGUCGUCCGCCUCCUCCGUAUCGCUGCAGGACGCCUCGUCCUCGUCCUCCUCGUCCUCCUCGUCGCUCCCUUACGGCGCCGUGCCGGCCUACAAGGCCGCAGCCGACGGCGCCGCCGCCGCCGCCUCGGCGCCGCCUGAGAGGAACGGCUCCGACAUCAGCCUGCACCUCACCCCGUUGGUGGCGGGCGCCGCCGCCGCCGUGCCCAGGCCGCUGUCCCGGCUGGAGAGGGUUGUCAUGGAGAUCGUGGAGACGGAGCAAGCCUACGUCAGGGACCUCAAGAGCAUCGUGGAGGACUACCUGGGCUGCAUCAUCGACUGCGCCGCGCUUCCCGUCAACCCGGAGCAGGUCAGCGCUCUGUUCUGCAACAUCGAGGACAUCUACGAGUUCAACAGUGAACUGCUGGAGGAUUUGGAGAGAAGCCGGCAUGCCGCCGCCAUCGCCGACUGCUUUGUGGAAAGGAGUGAAGGCUUUGACAUCUACACGCUGUACUGCAUGAACUACCCCAACUCGGUGUCCGUUCUGAGGGAGUGCAUGAAGAACGAAAGCCUGGUCCGCUUCUUCCACGAGCGACGCGCCACCCUCAAGCACUCGCUGCCGCUGGAGACGUACCUCCUGAAACCCGUGCAGCGCAUCCUCAAGUAUCACCUCCUCCUGCAGGAACUCGCCAAGCAUUUGGACAAGAGCGACCCGGGCUACGAGGUGGUGGAGGACGCCAUCAUCACCAUGACGGCGGUGGCCUGGUACAUCAACGACAUGAAGAGGAAGCAGGAGCACGCCGUCCGCUUGCAGGAAAUCGAGUCGCUGCUGGUGAACUGGAGCGGUCCCGACCUGAGCGGCUUUGGCGAGCUGGUUCUGGAAGGUUCCUUCAAGGUCCAGCGGGUGAAGAAGGAGCGCGCCUUCUUCCUGUUUGACAGGAUGCUGCUGAUCGCCAAGAAGCGUGCCGAGCGCUUUGUGUACAGCACGCACAUCUUUUGCUGCAACCUCCAGCUGGCGGACACUCUGAAGAACCCGCUGUGUUUCCGAGUGUCCGACCUGAUGAUUCCCAAACAGCAGCACGUUGUCCAGACCAAGAACAUGGAGGAGAAGAGGCUGUGGGUUCACUACCUCAACAAACUCAUCAUCGAAAAUCAUCCGGCUUCUCUUCCGCACAAGGCCAGGCAGGUCCUCGGAGACGACUUCUGUCAGUCAGCCCACCACUUUGAGCACGAGCGCCCCACAAAGCUUCCUUGGGCUUCACCGCGACCGGACGACGUUCCCGCUUAUCACCGAGGACGACGGCGCUCAGAACCGCCCGCCAUGCUCGCGCUGACGCCUGAAAAAAGCAGGAAGAGUUUGCCGCUGCUGCUGGAGGCAAAUCUGCCCUACAGACGCACCAGGAGACAGUCCGCUCCAGCCAAGGACAUCCGAGCGGCAUUUCAUCCUCACGGCCCGAAGCGAGCCGACAGCGAGGGUGAGCUGAAGCGGGCCCACGGUUUAAGCUCGGCGGCGGGAAGCGGCGGCACGCCGGACUCCUCUGUCCUCUGCCGGCCGGAGCGAGAGGAGGAGGAGGAGGAGGAGGAGGAUCUGGUAGCGCUCUGCGCUCCCCCCACUCUGUCCAUCACAGAGGAGAUCCUGGAGUUGAUCAACCAAAGCCGAGCGAGGGAGGGACUGCUUUCUGCGGAGGUGCUCCCGGAUCAGCCCAGGGCCGAGUCGCCGCCACCUCGCCAAAGCGACUUCACCUGCCCGCUGCCCCCGCCGGCGCUCCGGGAGGAAGCGGAAACUUGCCAGAACGCCCAAGAGCAGAGCGCCGCCGGCGCUCCAAAUGGAAGUGAGGUCCAAAUGAGGGAGAGGCCGCAAAACGGGCUGCUGCCUUCAGCGGAAGAAUUAGAUGCAAACGCUGACGUCGGCAAAAUAUCAGAAGGCGAGCCACACAAAACAGAAAGUCCUCCCGGCGUCUCCAUCCUGGAGCACGGCCAGGCGCGUGGUCAGGAGGAGGCGGGCCAUUCCUCCGGCCAGCCGGAUGACGGCCCCAGCGCAGAGCCCAAACCGGGCGCCGAGCGUGACAAGAGGAUCAUUGAAAAAAUCAAAAGUUAUUAUGAGGCAGCGGCUGAGCUACAAGAGGAGGAAGAUGGCGGAGAGGACGAAGACCAGACGUCUGGAAGGAGCAGCCCUUUUGCACCCAGUCCCACCGGACCGGUGAACCGUCCGCCCCCGCCUUUGCCAAAUGACAACCAAGGGAACGAAGCUCUUCAAACGCAGAGCGCUCACCGUCUCCAGAGCGCUUCUCCCGCACUUGUGGAAGAUUCUCGUCAUGGAAAUGUGGACGACGUGCAUUCAAGCCCGGUGCUUUUGGAAGCCAAAGACAGAAAUGGCGACGAUGAGUCACCAAUCCGGAUGGAAGACCCUGACAAUCCAAGCGAGGGUCCUGCCGAUCUGCCCUCGAGCGGCCCCGAUCCGGCCCAAAAGCAAAUCCGGGCGGCCGGUGGAAACCAAGGAGCAGACCAAGAUGACGGGCCAUGGCCUCCACACAGUACACAACAAGAGAAGACAAGACAAGAAGAAGAAGAAGAAGGCAAGGAAAGUCCCAAAGAAUCCUCAGGCGGUCACCCAGCGAGCCCGCCGUGUCUUCAAACGAGCUCCGCUCGGACCCGAGGCAAACAUAAAGCCACCGGUAGUCCCGCGGCAGCGAGACGGGGUUGCCGACCGUCUCGGAUGGUCUCCACCAAGCGGGCCUUGUUUGAGGGCACGCUCGCCGCCGCCGACAUCACGGCAAUCGGCUUAUUUGAAGCCGACCCCUCGCUGGCGCACAACUCCGAGCGCAUCCUGAGCAAAGUCCAAACUCUCGCCACUAUGUACAGUCUCAAAGGCAGCGCCGCCAAGGUGCCCUUGCGGCAAAAAGCAGACAAAAGCCCAGCGCCUUCGCUCUCCGGACACACGAGGCCUCAGACCCAACGGAGGCCGGACGGGACGGAUGACGCUCCGAUCCGCGCCCAGGCCGGACCCAAAUGCCACCGACGGAACCAAUGGCAAAGAUUGUGUCCGACCGAAGCCCGGGACGAGAGCAGCUCUGCUAAAGCGCAGAUGUUGCGUGAGCGCCAGAAGCGCACCCAGCCCGACGGCAAGAACCGUGAGCGCGCCGCCGUGAGCCGGGAGGACCCGAGCGGCCCGGCCAAAAGGGAUGGGGAAGAACCGAGCGCUCGGCGCUGCAGCCCGCUUCAAAUGGAUCCGAAAGAACCCAGCGGUGUGCUGAAAGCGGCGGCGCUGCCCGGCGGCCAAGAGGCAAACUCUGCCUGUCAACUCGACUGGCGAGGAUUCAGCCUCUCCAGGCCCAGGGACUUCAUCACGGCGCUAAACAAAGAACACAACCGCGGCGGACCGGAUGAAGAACUCCAGUCCGUAAGAUCAGCCAGAACGUGCCUCGGGUCAGAGCUGAGAGAAGACACGGCGGCGGCGGCGGCGCUGAAAGACUCCGGUCCGCCUCGGAAGCUUUCCCAGCUUCGGCAGCAGCAAUCCAAACAGGAUUCGGCAGCUGCGCCGCACCGGCCCGACCGUACGAGCAAAGGGGAUUUGCCCGGCGUGGACAAAUCCCAGAGUCCGUCAAAUAGCCAGCCGCCAGGAACGUCUUUGCCAGACGCUCAGAAAGCUCCCCAGCAAACAUUCCAGAGAGCGCCGCCAGAGGGACCCGCUCCGUCGUCAUCCGGCCCGGAGCCGCACGUCCCUCCCACGUCUCGUGAGCGUCUGGCGGGAUUGCCGACGGACUUAGCCCAUACCGGCGAGGUCCGUUUCGGCGCCGGGAAAUCAGAGCAGCAGAAUCCGGGACGGCCCAGCAGCCUGCCCCUCUUCUCGGCACACCGCUCUCCACCCCGAACCGCCUUCCGUCCGUCGGCGACGUCCAGUCCCGUCGUCCCUGACGAGGACUCCCGUCGCGCGACAUCGCCCCCUGUCUCGUGGCGCGCUUCUGCCGUUAGCGCUUCUCCACCCUCGGCGGCGCAGCCCCGCCCGUCCGCCAGAGCGGUCACGUGCGUGUCACCUUUCGCCGUGAUUCCGCCGUCUCGUUCCGCCCCCUUAGCAAAGAAAGACAAGACUUUGACGCCUGUCGGGAGUUCCUCCGAGAGGGCCGCUCCUCCCCAAAGUUUGUCCAAAGGAGCGGGACCUUCUUGCGCGCCGUCCGCACCCGCUUCCUCUCCUGCCGCAUCUUUGUCGGCAUUCACAAGAUCCUUGGCCGCCUCCUGCAUCAGUCAAACGUUGUCAAAAAAGAACAGCGGCGGCGGCGGCGGGCGGCCGGCGCCAAGCUCAUCCCUGCAAAGUCCUCCCUCGGCAGCGCGCUCGCCGUCUUCCCGUCCGCCGUCCGGUUGGCGAGCGGCCUGUUUGGAUGGGAACGGUGGCUAUCCUCCAUCCCCCCUCAGGUCGCCCUUUGCGGACUGCGCUUUUUCCUACCAUUCGGCCAACUCUUCUUGUCCUUCCUCCCCGUUUCUGAGAGCGAGUCGGCACGGUGAAUUUGGGAGUGAAAGCUGCUCUCCCGGCCCAGCCAAGGCGCAGUUGGCUAACACCGUCGACGGUCUCUCCUUUGGGUCGCACAAUCGCAUGGCGCGACCCUUUUGCGCAAGCGUGCAGUCCUCUCCGGCGGCGAGCCCGCCCCCUCCCUUCACACGCGUCUGCUCGCCCCCCCCUGCCUCUGCCAGGGCAAGCCAGCCCCCCCCGACUCCAGGCGCAGGUUCCCCAACCACCUUGGGUCUAACUCUGAAGAUGGCUGACGCAUGGUCCUCCUCACGCCCUCAAAUGACGGGUGUGCCACUUUGGACUUGCAGUGUCACGCCGGCGCCCAAAGCCAGGAAUCCCCAAGUUGGCUCCCUCACUCGCUCCUUGUCUUCUUGUUCCGCUCAGGAGAAUGGGACUUUUUCCCGGACCGGGUCCCCUCACCCCGACAAAGCUCACGGCCUCCGCAGGUCAGACGGGUCCCCGAGCCCAGCCGGCCAAGCGCGUGGCUCCUGGGCCCAAGGCGGCCAUGAGUCUGCUUUGAGCGGACGCUCACCGUCUUGCCCUCCAGAGUCACCAAUCUCUUGUGACCUUGGUGGAGAGCAUUGCAGCAGUCCGCCGUGGCUCCUCUGCACCUCCAGCAGCACCAGCCCCACCUGUCGCCUCAGCUCCCUCUCGCAGUCCACUACGGCGGCGCUGGCGACGGAUUGGCCAGAUGCAGAGUUGGAAGAAGGGAGCUGUCGGAGCCAUUUGAUUUGCGCCUACGUGGGCCCAGAGGCCAAGUGGGCCCGCGCCCUCCCAUCCUCGCCUCCGGACGCUCCUCGGCAAACGUGCCGGGCCCGCUCGCCUCCGCGGGCCGCCGUCUGCGCGCCCUCUGCCCGCCGCGCGUCUGCUCAGAAGACCAGCUACGCCACCACCGUCAACUUGCAGAUCGCCGGAAGUGGUCGGAUCACUUCCUUCAGCACGGCCCACGUGAGCGUGAGCCAGACGCCACCGGCGGCGGGCGGACAAAUUCCCACGGCCAGACGAGUCAGCGUGAACAUUGUCGCUUCUGCGCUUCCUCACAACUGCAGCCAGCUGUGAAAAAUUGAGCGCGCGCGCGACGGCUUUUUAGCCAUGUGGAAAAUGUGGACGGACGGCAAAAACCGGCACAGCGACUCGCCGUAUUUUUCAAGCGGCUCUUCGCCACCUCUGGUUGAACCCGGAGAGGGAAGAAAGCAAUCUUGGUGUAAACAAAGAAAAAAAAAGGUUGUCUGUCCGACAAAUGCAGUGCUCAAUCACACUUAUGUUGUGUACCAUCAUAAAAUUGGGAUUAUUUUGUGCUAUUGCUAACCAUCCAUUUGUAGUCAUUGUAUUGUUUAUUUAUGAACUCUGAGAUGGUAGGCACAUUUGCGCUGGGGGGUCGGGGCUCAAAUGUCAGCCUCCAAUUUGUCAACAUCUUUGUCAUUCGGAGGAAAUACAGCACAAUUCACUCGUGCCUGGAAUCGCUUUGACGGCGAAGGAAUAUUUCCAAAAGACUAAGUCGACUUCACAUUUGAGUUUGCUGGCAAUGACUGGAAAAUGAUCUGGAAGAAAAUCUCCCCGGUGGCACCGUUAUUGUGUUGCGCUUUUUCCUUGGCACCGUCGAACUCUUUCUUUGCAAUAAAGUACGCGCCUCAUUUCCCAGCGGAA